This is a messenger RNA of Periophthalmus magnuspinnatus, 1583 nucleotides long. RefSeq lists its product as uncharacterized. The record is from RefSeq and is a predicted model, not a curated record. Gene Ontology annotation, molecular function: transmembrane signaling receptor activity. The coding region runs from base 1 to 1077 and encodes 358 amino acids. Gene Ontology annotation, biological process: cell surface receptor signaling pathway. The transcript has 10 exons. NCBI's taxonomy places the organism in Eukaryota, Metazoa, Chordata, Actinopteri, Gobiiformes, Gobiidae.
AUGGAGUUCCCCACUGCGAGUCCGGGUCAGUUGGAGGUAUUUGUGGGAGAGAGUCUGAGUCUGAUCUGUGAGGUGGAGGGAGCAGACACAGAGUGGACCUAUCACUGGAGCAGGAACAGACUGAACCCACCUCCAACAACCAGAGAAUACAGAGUGUCCAGAGUGACUGAGUCUGACACAGGAGCCUACAGGUGCAGAGGAGUCCAGCCUCACGCAGUCACUGAGUGGAGUGACCCCUCCUUUGUCUGGUCUGGAGAUGCUGAGUCUCCAGUGUCUCUCUCGGUCAGUCCUGACAGAGCACAGCACUUCACUGAUGAUGUCAUCACUCUGAGUUGUGGGUUCAACUCCACUGGAGCAGACAGCACAGUCUGGAGGAGGUUUUCUGAUCACAGAUUAUCACAACAGUGUAAUUGGACUAAAUCUAAAUGUGAGUUUAGUUUACGUGAGGAAACCAGUGCAGUGUUUUGGUGUGAGUCUGGAUCAGGAGAAAUGAGCAAUGCCGUCAACAUCUCAGUCCACAGGGACAUCAUCCUUAUGAGCCCAGUGAGUGCAGUGACUGAGGGACAGUCUGUGUCUCUCAGCUGUAAACUGAACACAGGGACUUUUACUUCAGUUCAAUUUUAUAAAAAUGGAAAAAUGAUUCAAAAUGGGACUGAACCAGAGCUCAACAUCACUGCAGUGUCCAGGUCUGACCAAGGCUUUUAUAAAUGUGAGGGACAACGGAAACUACGGCCAACACCAAAGACUGUCAUAUCUCCAGAGAGUUGGAUGUCGGUUAAAACUGUUCCUGUGUCUAUAAAUGAGACAUUUCCUGUGGUGUGGGCGCUUGGACCUGUGUGUGCAGUGGUUUUACUCAUUCUGCUGCUGCUUCUGUGGCACCACAUAAAAAAUAAAGGCCAAAGCUCGUCCAGUGAGAAUGAAACAGGGGCGGGACAAGACGACCAGCAGCAACUGUACUCAUCUCUUCUCCAUGGCGACGUUUGUGUGUAUGAAACUAUCAAAGACAAAAGAAACAGGGAUGAUGAACAGCUUAGGGACUACAGCAAUUUACCGCUCAGGUCUGUCCAAACGACCUGAGCUGAGAUGAAAGAGUUUUUCUGGACAACGACUAAAACACACAGUAAAAAACUUCAUAUGAUACAAAUGGACCACAGCCUUAAAGCUACACUGUGUAACUUUUCUGGUUGAGUUCUGUCUCUCGCUUGUUUCCGUGGAGAUGUUAUUACUUUGUUUGGAUUGUUCUGAUAUCAAAUGUGUCUAUGUUGGAUUAUUCAGGUCCAUGUUUAUCUACCUUGAAAAAAAAUGAUUCUUUGUGUCGUUGGGGUCGCCUCUCCACAGAUCUGACCUGUACAUUAUCUUGUUUAAUGCCAUAUUAUGUAACAUUUCAAUCUGCAAGUGUUUUUCAGUGAUGUUUUUCCAGUCUCUGCCUUCACCAGACUGAACGUGACAAAUGUUGAGAUCUUUUAAAAACAUGAUGAUUCAUUUUUGUUUGUUUAGUCAAAGCUCCUUUUGUAAUGGGAUGAUAAACCUGUAUGGACCUAAUGUACAUAUAUUUAUGUUAUGUUGGAUUAUUUUAAGUUCAA